This is a messenger RNA of Phytophthora sojae, 360 nucleotides long. RefSeq lists its product as hypothetical. Lineage: Eukaryota; Oomycota; Peronosporomycetes; Peronosporales; Peronosporaceae. The coding region runs from base 1 to 360 and encodes 119 amino acids. The record is from RefSeq and is a predicted model, not a curated record. The transcript has a single exon.
AUGUUCGCCCUCCGCCAAGUCGCCACUCGCUCGCCGCUGUCCUCCUCGCUGUCCCGCGCCAUGUCGUCCACCGCCGCCGCUGCCGACAAGAAGUUCUUCAUCCUGCGCUACGAGUAUGUGGACGACAUCUUCGAGCGCCGGGCGCCCUUCCGCUCCCAGCACCUGGAACACGCCCAGAGCGCCAAGAAGAACGGCCACUUGGUCAUGGGCGGCGCCCUCGCGAACCCUCCGGACGCCGCAGUCGUCGUCUUCAAUGCGGCGGACCAGCAGCUCGUCGAGGACUUCGCCAAAGAGGACCCUUACGCCCUCAACGACCUCGUGACGUCCUAUUCCGUCCGCGAGUGGACGGUCGUCGUCUAA